Molecule: messenger RNA, 4317 nt
Organism: Eublepharis macularius
Lineage: Eukaryota; Metazoa; Chordata; Lepidosauria; Squamata; Eublepharidae
Gene: IPPK
Product: inositol-pentakisphosphate 2-kinase
Exons: 13
Coding region: 208-1674 (488 amino acids)
Biological process (GO): inositol phosphate biosynthetic process
Cellular component (GO): nucleus
Molecular function (GO): ATP binding; inositol-1,3,4,5,6-pentakisphosphate 2-kinase activity
Source: RefSeq, a predicted model, not a curated record
UCCUGCUUUGACCCGGGCACAAGGAUCGUGUGUGUCGGAAAACUACCAGAUGGUUGACUGGUCGUGAGCUCACGGGCCUUGUGGGCGGGGGACGCGCGUCGAUAAGGGCUGCCCUAGAGGGAGGCGGAGAAGUCAAAGAGAGGAGCAAGAGGAGCCCAGCCGGAGCUCGAGACGUAGAGUGAGUGGCUGUUGGGCCGGCUGGCCGCGAUGGAAGCGGAGCCGAUGGACGAGAAUGAAUGGCGUUACCACGGCGAGGGCAACAAGAGCCUCGUCGUCUCCCACAGAAAGCGUUGCAUAGUACUGCGUUUCUUGAAGUUUCCCCCAAACCGAAGCAAGACACCAGAAGAGAUCUUUCACCACCUUCAGAAUAUAGUACACUUUGGGAAGCACAUUAUGAAGCAGUUUUUUGGGGAGAAGUAUGUUCACUAUGGGGAGGUUGUACACCUGCCUUUGGACUUUGUAAGACAGCUUUGUUUAAAGAUCCAGUCAGAGCGGCCAGAGUCUCGCUGUGAUAAAGACAUGGAUGCUCUUAGUGGCUAUGCUAUGUGCCUUCCUAACCUCACCAGGCUACAUUUUGUUGAACAUCGACCAAUACUAUGUGUAGAGAUAAAACCCAAAUGUGGGUUCCUGCCAUUCUCCAGCCAUGUUUCACAAGAGAUAAAAUACAAAGUGUGUCGUUACUGCAUGCAUCAGCAUCUAAAGGUAGCAAAAGGAAAGUGGAAGCGACCUAGUAAAUAUUGUCCACUAGAUCUCUUCUCAGGAAAUAAACAGCGAAUGCACUUUGCCUUGAGAAGCCUGUUACAAGAAGCUCAGAAUAACUUAAAAAUAUUUAAGAAUGGUGAGCUAAUUUAUGGCUGUAAAGAUAACGAGGACUCGCUCUCUGACUUGAAUGAACUUGCUCGCCACUUGAAGCCUUUCUUUUUUCCUUCAAAUGGCCUAGUCAGUGGGCCACAUUGUACAAGGGCAAUUCUGAAAGAAUUAAUCCAUGUAAUUACAACAGUUUUGUUGAGUAGCACAGAUGUUUGCAAAGCAGGUGAUAUGAAGACUGUUCCUACCUCACAAGGAAGGAGUUAUUGUGAAGCCAGUGCUUUCUCUAAAGAGUUUGUAAGAAACGGUAAAAAUAAAAUGGAGACCUCUGGUUUACCGAAGGGAUGCCUACUCUACAAAACACUUCAGACACAGAUGUUGGACUUGCUGGACAUUGAGGGCAUUUAUCCUUUGUACAACAGAGUAGAGCAAUACUUGGAAGAGUUUCCCAAAGAGAGGAGCACAUUACAGCUAGAUGGGCCUUAUAAUGAAUCAUUCUAUGAAAAGCUGCUAGACCUCUCAACAGAAGAUGAUGGAACAGUACAAUCUGCAUUGAGAAAGGUUCAACAGUACAGAGUUGCAAUGACAGCAAAAGACUGUUCAAUUAUGAUUUCUCUUUUACCUUGUCUGCAGGAUGAAUGUUCUGAGCAGAGGCCGGUGGUUCCAGCGUCUAAAUCAAGAUUCACCUUUUCACUCUCAGUCUUGGACUUAGACCUUAAGCCAUAUGAAAGCAUUCACCAUCAAUACAAACUGGAUGGGAAGAUAGUAAAUUAUUAUUUGAAAAACACACAGGCCAAAGAUGACUCUGUGAAGUCCAGUAUCUUGAAGGAAAAUGAAAACUGCACACUAGUUCUCCACAAAAUGUAACUACCUAAAUUUUUGAGCACAGAGAGGAAGGAUUAAGUUGCAUUGCUUUUCUUUUGGUUUCAUUUGUGCUUUAAAACUUGUAUGCCUUUCAGAAACACAGAAUACCACUAAGUCCACCUUUUCAAUAUAUAACCUGGAGGAAUGCAUUUAUCAUAAAACAGACAUGUGCCGUACCCUAUAUCUGCUGAUUUGCUGGAUACUGGGGGAAGCAGAGAAGGUUUAACCAAAUGACUACUUUGAAGCAUAGAGAAGAAUGCUUUCUACUUACUACUACAGUGCAGGGAGCCAGACUUUCUGAGAGGUAUCCUGCUGCAUCUCUGAACAGUUGUGUGUGAGCAGACAUGUGCUGCCUACAUCGCAGCUUGCUUAUUAGUAGAAAUAUUUUUCAUAGGCUUGUGAGAUAAUUGUACACUUCAGUUAGCAACCAAAGUAAAGUAGUGGUGGUCGGCCUGGAAAGUGAUUUGAAAAAAAUGCAACUGCACUUACAAAAGAAGAAACAACUUAUUUAUGGGUAUGGAGGAAAGUGGCUUUGAUCUAAUUACUUAGAUAAAUAAUUUAAAUAACUUAGCUCUUAUACAAUAGGUGUUGAUAUUAAAACUUCAGCAAAUAAUCGAAUCACUAAGCCACCCUAGAAUAUUUGCAGUGAUCUUUUAAUUCAUAAAAAGAUACACCUCUCACUGACAUUUACACCAUCCAGUACAGCAAGUCUUUACUGUACUGGAAGCCAGUGACUUUGUAAUGUUAAAUGCUGGCUCUGAAUCUUCCUGAGUGAUAGGCUUGUUAUGCUUCUAUUCAUACUUUCUCUAACAAGAUUCCUGUUGGCAUUAAAAACUUCCCAUUUAUUCUUCCAAGUCUUGGAGUGAGAACCUCAGCAGUAGUCAAGGUGUUCUAGCAAAACAUAGAGUAAGCUCUGCUUAUUGUUAAAUAGGCAUUAAGGGACAUUUCUCUAGAAGUACCUGUACAAAACUAUAACUGCCCUUUGCCAUAUCUUAUAUACCACAAUAGGAAAAGAUGCCUCAUGCUUGACAGAGUGUAGUCUUCAUUUUCUGAGCUGCUUUCUGCACUAGGUGGAGAGUUUCCUUCUGCUUUACUUUGACAGGAGGCUGGACUUGUGGUGCUUGGAGGAAUGUUACUGUUCCUCAGAAAUGUCAUUGUUGUGGAAUAGGAAAAAAAAUUCAUAGAUUGCAAGUUGGUGAAAACCUUACUGUGAGUGGGUGAGAGACUCCUCCAUGGAGCAACUUCAGAUUUAGAGCUGCUUCAGUCAGCUCAAGAACAAUCCUGAGUAAGCAUCUGUGUUUCAGACUAGGGUCUUUAGUGGUAUAUGUUAAUGACCUUUUUCUUGUCAUCAUUGAUCUGACUUUCCUUCUUGUCUGUCUGUCUACAUGUGUAUUUCCUGGAUGACCCAAAAGCUGCUAUAGUAAUGUGAAAUGUAGUGGCAAUUCAGAAUUUAGGUCAUUUUAACCCUUCCCAUAAUGGUGUACUUAAUUUUAAUAUUCAGUGGCUCCCCCAUAAGUCCUCAAAUCUGUCUUACUCAAUCUGUUCAGUUUAAUUAUAAAAAUUUUUUCCUAGAGAGAUUGUAGACCUGAAGUCACUGGCUAUCAAGUAGCCUAAAUGCUGUUUAGAGCACAUCCCUGAAAUAAGACUGAAGGAUCUUGCAAACCCAUGUCUGUUAGUUGGCUAAUUAUAGCUGUGGUAUUCAAGCAAUAUAUGUUUAGGCAUGGGUGUCUCUUAAUCUGUAAAGCUGCUGUGAGAAUACUGUCAGUCCCAUCUUUUCCUAAGUCAGGCAAAACAUGGAAAUUAAAUAGCUGGAUGCUGUGCAUAAUGGCAGGACUGUGCACUAGAUACACAUAUUUCAGAUGGAAAAUACAGAUGGUCAGAAGUAGGGCAAACUUUACAUGUAUCAUCUUGGGAUAGGGAGGUGAGUUAAUGUGCUAUUUUUUAGGUGCUGUCAAUUUUUGACUUGAUGACUGGGUGCCAGCCGUUGAAAACAUAAAGUUUGCUUUAUGCAAUUAUUGCAGCACUUUAAAAGAGCAGUGGGAAAUUUGACACUGCUACAUCGGAGCUAAUUUUGUGAAAAUAAGCUGAUCCCAGCAGAUCUGAGCCUGGAAAUAAGGAGGGGGUCACACAUAUGGGACAAGUCUUCUAUGGGGUCAGUGCUUUGGGUAGCUGUCUUUUACUGGCAGUUCUCCCUGAGACAAAACACACUGCAUCCUGUACAUUAAUUUUUGUGUUUAUUGAUCCAUUGUAAAUGACAAUUGUUGCAACAAAGAAGUAUGUUAAACACAUCAGUUUUUGCCUUCAAUCACAGACAGUGGGAGAAGGUAUAGUUGUGCUACUGUAUUGGAUCACUUUUUUGUACCUUAACCUUGAUUUCAUGAGAAACUUGUAAUUUUCAGUAUCACUGUCUUUCUAAAAAUCACUGUUACAUACACAGCUGUGAACUGAAACUGCCACUUUUUAUAGACUUGAAUUUAUCAGGUAGAUUUUAAGAGGUUCCAGGAAAUGCUAUGGAUAGGAUGAAAACCACUUUGGUACAUUGAUUCAAAGUUAAAUUUUUGACUGAAACUCCACUCUACUUGUAUCUAUUUUAUUUGGCAUUUGUAUUUAAAAGGCUGUAUUUAUUUGUCACGACAAUUUAUAUAU